Molecule: messenger RNA, 1760 nt
Organism: Rotaria sp. Silwood2
Lineage: Eukaryota; Metazoa; Rotifera; Eurotatoria; Philodinida; Philodinidae
Source: the annotation of a GenBank genome assembly
UAAGAUAAAUAUUUGUUAAACAUUGUUUUAAUAAAUAUAAUCAAUAUUAAUUAAUAGAUAUUUUAAAGAUUAAAAACAAACUUAAAUAAAUUUUAUUUAAGAAUUUACUCAUUAAGAUAAAAGACUAUUUUUAAUAUAUUUUCCUAUUGACUAUGUUAAUAUUCGAUGUAAGAUAAAACAAUUUAUUUUUAUCGGAAUUUAUAUAAAAUCCUCUAAUAUAAUAUUGAUUAGAUAAUAUUUUCAACUUUCAACUAAACCUAACAUAUUCCAUUAUUUAAAUAGAUUUCACUUUUUCACUCGAACAUAUUACUAAGAGAUACUUAGAAAAUGUUUGUUUCUUUGUCUAAAAAAAAUAUUUUAUUUUUUUCUUACUUUUUUAGGAAGAAUAUCUCUCUAUCAAUUAACAACAUGAAUUUUUUGUUUUCUAUUUGAUAAUUCGUUUUUUGACAAGAUUAUUAAUAAUUUUCGUCACUUUUUUCUUUAAAUAAAUUCUUUAUUUAAGAAAUCUAUUCAGUUGGAUUGUUUUUUUUCUUUCGAAGAAUAUGUCAAAUAUGAGUAAUUAAUUUUUUUUAAAAUUAUUUUAUAGAAAAACUAACAUACACAAAUAGAUGAGCAUUUAUCGAUAUGUUGAAAUUUUCAUAAAUAAAUGAAUUUUUAGACAAUAACAAUAUAGAUUGACAAUUAACAGAGAAUUUUUCCUUGUUAAAUUAACUAUUUUAAAGAGUUUUUUGUUAAAUACUUUCCUUCAAUGUAAUGAUAGAUUAAUUAAAAUUUGAGCAUAGUUUUUCUGUCACAGUUCUAAUAUAUCUUGAAAAUUUCGUCUUAUUGAAAUUUACCUAAGCCAAUAAGAAUUCUUGAGAGCAGAGAAUUUUAACAUUAUUAUAAAGAAUAAAAUUGUUAAUAUGAAAAUAAAAUAUUUACUCUAGACAAAGUUAUUUUAUAUUAUUUUUACUAAAAAGAAUUUUAGUUUCAUUAAUUAGAUUUCGAGUCGAAAUCUAACAUAGGACUCUAAUCUCUAAUAAUUAUUAAAAAUAUUUAUUGACGAAAUUUUCUACUUGAAAUUCUUUAUCUUAAAUGAAGGAAAAUGAAAUCCGAUAGUUAAAUAUGUUAAUUCAUUAGAUGAAAAAGAAAAUUGUUUUAAUUUGAAUUUCGAAUCAUAAUAAUGUUUCAUUUUUAACAUAAAAUUUUUCAUUGUUUUUAAUUAUUUAUUGAUAAAAUAAAUUUAUUAUUAUCAUUUCUAAUGUAACAAUUAGUUUUUGUAAUAGACUCUUUUGUUUAAAUAAAAAUUUAAAUUUUCGUAAAAAAAUCUAAGUUUAGAGAUAGUUAUUGAUUAAAUAAUGAAUAAUUAAAUGAUAUAGAAAAGUAGAAUAAAUUGAUUUUAUAUUAAAAUAAUAUAAAUUUAGAAAGAAAAAAAAGUCUACUUAAUAUAAAUAUAAAUUUAGAUUGAUCAUGAUUCUCAAGAAAAAAUUUGGAUAUGUCCAUCUUGUAAUAGACCAGAUAAUGGACAAGAAGCAAUGAUAGCAUGUGAUUUAUGUGAUGAUUGGUAUCAUUGGGAAUGUGUUGGAAUUGUUGAAGAACCUCCUGAAUCAAUUCCAUGGUUUUGUCCUAAAUGUCAUCGAUCGAAUUCUUCAACAGCAUCAGCACAAGGAAUAAAACCAUCAGCAUCAAGUAAAGCAAAACGAAAACGAGCUUCAGCUCUUUAUCAACAAAAACAACAACAACAACCACAAUAUACCCAACAACAAUUUACAUUAAUCUAG